Myripristis murdjan (pinecone soldierfish) is the source of this 4810-nucleotide messenger RNA. RefSeq names its product syntrophin, gamma 2 (gene sntg2). Lineage: Eukaryota; Metazoa; Chordata; Actinopteri; Holocentriformes; Holocentridae. Bases 213 to 1823 code for a protein of 536 amino acids. The record is from RefSeq and is a predicted model, not a curated record. Gene Ontology annotation, molecular function: structural molecule activity; protein binding. Gene Ontology annotation, cellular component: intracellular anatomical structure; dystrophin-associated glycoprotein complex. The transcript has 17 exons.
UCGUUCUCCGCCUGCAGCCGCCAGCAUUACAGGGAUUGUGGGACGCGGUCACUGUUGACAUAGCAUGAUGAUAGAAACGUAGGAAUGUUUUCUCCGACUACCUCCGCCGCUGAACGGGACGACGGUGACUAACACAAACAGUGAAUUGCUGGAUAAAUGACUUGUGAAACUCUCGUGGAAGUCGUUGGGCAGAGCCACCGGUUUUAUGGGAAAUGAACGUGGCCGGGAAACUGCAACCUGAACUGAUUGAGCGACCUGCCAGUCUUUUGGUUCCAACUUCGACAAAAUCUGGAAUUGCUUUGCUGUACAAUGAAGAGACCAACAAUACCUAUGACGUCUGCCUGAAAUUGACCAAAGAGGCAUUAACCAUACAGAAGUUGGAUGUGGUUUGCACAAGAGGAAGUGAUUCCCAAUUAAAUCACAGAACUGUUGUACUCCGAAGACAGGCAGCUGGAGGUCUGGGCUUAAGCAUCAAAGGAGGUGCAGAGCAUAAAGUGCCUGUGGUUAUCUCAAAGAUUUUUAAAGAUCAAGUAGCCGAUCAAACGGGGAAGCUCUUCGUCGGGGAUGCUGUGGUGCAGGUCAAUGGCAUAAAUGUAGAGCAUUGUACUCAUGAAGAAGUUGUUCAUCUUUUGCGUACCGCCGGAGAUGAGGUCACCAUCACCGUCCGGUACCUCCGAGAAGUUCCAUCUUUUCUAAAACUCCCUCUAGGUUCCCCUGGGCCAUCCAGCGAUCAAAGUAGUCGAGUAUCCUCUCCGCUUUUUGACAGUGGCUUACAUUUAAAUGGGAAUUCUAACACAGCUCCAUCACCCCCUUCGCCCUCGGCUAAUGAACCAAAGUAUGAGAAGCGCUGGCUGGAUGCCGUCUCCCUGCCCUUGUUGAUGGCCAGAGUCUCCAGAUACAAAGCUGGAACAGAUAAAUUAAGGUCCAACUGUUUUGAAGUCUUUGCCUUCGAUGGAGCCAGCACCAAUAUUCUUCAAUUUUGCACUGCAGCUGAAAGCACAGACUGGCUCCAAGCAAUAUCUACAAAUAUCAAUGCUUUGACACAGGAAAAUAUAAAGAUCAUCAACAAAUACUGCUCCUCAGAUGAUCAGGUUGUUUACAUGGGCUGGGCGUGUGAAAGCCCUGAGGGAAGUGUUGCAGUUCGAACCUCCGCAUACAAGUUCCUGGCAUUAAGAGGACCAUCUUUUUAUAUCUUCCGAGGCCCACCGGUCAGUGCCGCUGACUGGGGACAAGCUGAAACCACAUAUCACCUCUAUGAGGUUCUUUUCAAAGUUCACAAGCUGUGGAUGGCAGAGGACUGCUGGCUGCAGGCUCGGCUCUACUUGGGGCUUGAGCAUUCUCCUGAGCAGCAGGACAGCGAGUCUCUGUGCUUCAGCAUCCUGGUUGGCCACGGCCAGAGCCACACCUUCAGGGUAGAGCUGGCCAGUGACCUCGCUGUGUGGGAGAAGUCUUUUCAAAGAGCCGUCUUCAUGGAGGUGCUGAGACUUCGUUCCAAAACCUACAUGUGCAGCAGCCAGGGGAAUGUACUGUGUUUCACCAUAGAUUUCGAAUCGGGGUUCACUUGCUCGGAGGGCUCUUCAAAGAGCAUACUGUGGAGAUAUAAGUUCUCUCAGCUGAAAGGCUCCUCCGACGAUGGGAAAACCAGGGUAAAGCUGCUUUUCAAGAAUGCUGAAAACAAGCAAAUAGAAAUGAAGGAAUUGGAGUUUGCUAAUCUGACAGCUGUUCUCCACUGUAUACAUUCUUUUAUUGCUGCCAAAGUGGCCUCCAUGGACCCUGUCUUUAUGAGCAGUCAAAGCUUCCCUGGAAGUUACAUGAACAGUUAAGAAGACACUUCCUCAUUGUCGUGUGCACCUGAGGCAAAUCAGCAGUAUUUUAUGCACAAAACCAGCUGAUGUGUAUAUCUUGUUCUUGCUAUUUUUGUAUGAAAUGUUGAAUAAGAAAAAUUUGUUAAACAGACUUUGGAAGUAGAUGCUAUUUGUAUUUGUAUAGACUGACUGAAAAUUGUAGAUGGAUGAAGGAAGGCGUUAGUUCAUUUCAAGUAGAAAAGUAUUUUUUUCCAUAGAGUAUCUUUAAAUCUUAAGAUGGACAUUGACCUGAUAGGAUGUAAAUUAUGGCCCUUUUUGACCAUAAGAACUCAGCAAGGCUUUCCGUGCUGUGAAGACUUUUUCAUGGGGCUCUGGAAUCAUUUCCACUGUUUAUGAUACACUUACAAGUGAGUUCCUGCAACCUGAUUUUGGCCCUGCUCAGAAGGUGAUAUUAAAACCUGAAUUCCAGGAACCAGGGUGAUAAAUGCUUAUGUCUAAAAAGCAUCCGAUGCUCAUAUAUUAUGUUAAAAAGCAUGGUGUUAAAAUGGGUUAAAUCGCCUCACAACUGUUUUGAUUUGAUUCAACUUUUGAGUCGGCUUUUAAUUGAGGUUUUACAAUGUUUGGCGGGAGCUCAACUCAGUUGUUAGAAAUCAAAAAGUGCUUUUAAAAAUAUUCAGUGUUUGGGAGAGCUGGGCAUCCAGUGCACAGCCAAACAGCGAAGUAAGACAACAAAAAGAUAAAGAUUUUUUUGUGAGGCACCUCCUACCCUUCACGCAGUGGAAAAGGAGACAAAAGGCAGUCCCUGAAUUUCACAGGUUCUGGUAAGUCCCAACUUAUGGAAACUUCCAGGUUAUUCUUGGCAGUCGAAAAGGGCCACUAUAUCAGUUGUCAAGUCACGUUUUGUAAGGUGUCACCAUUUCUAUGAGCAAAAGAGGGUGUAACUGCCAUUAACUUGACAAGAAUACAAGAAUUGCCACAUAGAGCAGCUGCCUGUGUCUUUGAUCAUUAAAGUACUGGAUGAAGAGUAUCGAUGUUGCGCCCACUUCUAAUAUGCAAGUACAAGAUCUAAUGUUGUCCGGAGUCUUAAUUUCACUUAAUUUUGCUGCAGACCUUUUACAGUGAUCCUCUUACCCUCAAAUUCACUAGUUCAACAGGAAUGACACAGUCAACCUUUCUCUGCUCCCAGGUCCUCAGUUUCCCUGCAGCCUCAAGGCAAGUUACAGUAUUUGUACACUAAUGUAAUUUUAUGUGCCUCAUAUAGACAAAUGGAGACCACCUGUCAUUUGUGCUGUGGUAUCCAAUAUACAUUCCAUUUCAAGCAUGCACACAAGAGUGUUGUGCAAAAAAAAAAAUUGAUUAAAAAAAAAAUAAAAAAUUGCAAUUUUACCUAUUGAAAAAUCCAUUUCAGCAUGGAAAGUGGAGAAAAUGCAUCUGGUUGAAAGCUGCCAUUUAAUGUAAUUUUUCAUGUAAGGCUUGCCUUAAUAACGAUAAUCACCAUAAUGAGAUGAUUGACAACAAGUUUGUCUCUCCAAAUUUACUGAAAAGGCACUGAAAAGCAUCUUCUUAAAGUUGAUAUCCAGGUAUUUCCUUCAUGAUGUAUCUGGAGAUGAGCCUCGGUUUCAAAUUUCAGUAUCAUCGCCCUGCGUGUUAACUACAUGACACAUUUAAAGCUGUGGCUGGAGCUAAUACAUUAGACACACAGGAUUAGUUUGGCCCAAACCAGCCCAGCAAGGGUAUUAGUCACCUCUGUCUAUUCUAAUAUCUGGCAUACAACUGAGAAGACACUUGCUCUAGGGCAUUUCAUUUCAGAUUCAAGUAGUAUAAUCAUUGGCUUGGUGACACAGGGUGACAUUUCACAGCUACUCAUUUGCCUGGUAUGUACGUCACCUAGCAGUUAUGGUGCCAUGUAUGCCAGUUGCUUACCGACAAGCUUCUCUAUCCAAACAACAACCUGUUCUCACCCCUGGGUCAUCAGAAACUCAUGCAUGUCACGCCCCUUCUGCAUCUGACAUGAUGCCAAAAGCACCCUUUGAAGCUAAAGGCACAUUUUGGCAUCAAGAUGAAACGCGGGGGUGAAUGUGAGGAACUCUGUUGACGUGACGUAAUAUAAAGAGCACAAACGUCCUCAUUGGGAGGAGCUCGGGGUGGAUGGCAGGCGUGCAUGAUUCUCAUUUCCUGCAAGAUAAUUUAGCACCUGUCAUGUUCAGUGAGACCAUGUUGGUGCCUAAACCUAACUUUUUCCUAACCUUAACCGAGUAGUUUGGGUGCUUAAACAUAACCACGUGACACUGACGUGUUGAAAGCGAGAAUGCCUGAUGUGUCUCACACAGACGCCGUAGUUAUCAGACGCGUUACAAAAGCAUUAGUAUUUCAUGACCUGGGAUGUGAAUGGGUUACAAAGAACCUUGGUGCUGGCCAAUUAGGGAACUGCACUCUUGUAGUCCUUUAGUCUUUAAUACAUAUUUGUCUUUGGCCUAACUACCACCUAAUGUUGUAAGGCUGUUCCUCUAAGUCCUCUCUAAUGACCUGCACAGCCACUCUACAUCACUUAGACCUCCACCACCUGCAUUUCUGUAAGCCACUAGUCUUUCAAAAUUGGAAAAAAAUCCCUCUCUUCUUUGUUGUUGCACUUUGCCCUUUUUCAGUUAUUGUUAGCUGUUCUAAAUAGGAGCAUCAGCUAAAUGUUGUAACUGUAAAUGUGUUAUUAGCUAUGUUAAAUUUCAAGAUGGUGCCAAGCUACCGGCUGCCUGUCGCAGCAGCUCUCGUUUAUUGUAUUAUCCUCGGUCUGUCCUUUCAGUGUGUUUUUCUGUGUUUCCCUCAAUACACUGUAUUUGUUCUAUUCCUAUCUAUAUCAUAUUACACUGCAAUGACCCAGUUUCCCCACAAGGAUCAUUAAAGCUUCAUCUAAUCUAAUCGAAUUAAAUCUAAUGUAGACAUGUUGAUGUUGAAAACUGUCCACAUUGUUUAAAGCUGGAAAAAUCAAUAAAGCGGUUCUUAUCUUUUGA